UUUUUUGUCGGCACAGGAAUAUAAAUUCCACAGGGCGUAGUAGAGACGAAAGGUUCAAGGUUUUACCUCUGAGAGCUCAAGCAGUCUGACAAAAAUGCAGACAAUUCUGCUGUUAAGUCUCGUGUGCAUCUCUUGUGUACAUCAUGUACAGGGGGCGCUGCAGCUGGCGUCUGUGUUCAGCAGUCACAUGGUCCUUCAGCGCGCCCCACACAGCGCCGUCAUCUGGGGCACGGCCGACACAGAAGGUGACAAGGUCACUGCGCAAGUCAUCGCCGCAAAUACAAGCAUCGCCCCUGUCGUCGCCACGGUCUCUCACGGCGCCUGGAAACUCAGACUUCCUCCUGUCGCCGCCCGCGGACCCUUCACCAUCAACGUCACGUCCAACGAAGGUCAGGUGAUCCUCACCGACGUGCUGUUCGGCGACGUGUGGCUGUGUUCCGGCCAGAGCAACAUGUAUUUCACGAUGAACCAGGUGAUGAACAACACUGCCGAGCUGCUGACGGCGCACAACUUUCCAAACAUCCGCUUCACCAGGGCCAGGCUGGUAGAAUCCGCCACCCCGCGGUCCUCCAUGACUUUCGAUAUACCCUGGACUGGACCAGCGAAUACCAGAGGGUUGCAGGGUAUAUCUGCUGUGUGCUGGCUAUUCGCCGAGUACCUGUACCCUCAUAUCAAUCACCCGAUUGGACUGAUUGAAUCUUCAUGGGGAGGAACCCCCAUCGAGGCCUGGUCUCCUCCCGAUGCCAUUCAUGACUGCGCUGCCGUUACAAAGCGAGCUCCGGGCAAUAACACAGUUUUGUGGAAUGCUAUGAUCAACCCUCUUCUGGGGACCACGCUGUUCGGAGCCUUGUGGUAUCAAGGUGAAGCUAAUGCCGGCCGUGCGGCGAAGUAUUCGUGCCAGAUAAAGGCCAUGGUUUCCAGAUGGCGAUCACACUUUAGAGAUAGCUCCUUAAACCAAACAGACGCCACCUUCCCCUUCGGCUAUGUACAGUUGGCAGGCAACGCUCCGGGUGACUCGGUUGGAGGUUUUCCGGGUGAAAGGUGGGCGCAGACAGCCGGGUACGGGUACAGUCCUAACCCCGCCCUACCCAAGACUUUUAUGGCCGUGGCCAUGGACCUGCCCGACUACAAGUCACCUUUUGGAACGGUCCAUCCCCGCUUCAAGCAGGACGUGGCACAGAGGCUGCUGCUGGGCGCCCUGAAUGUGGCCUACGGUCACAGUGAUGUGGUCUUCCAGGGUCCCUUCCCCAGCAAGUUCCAGCUGAACGCCGCUCAGCACACACUCACCAUUGAGUACGACAGUGGACGAACUCCUCUAGAGAUCAGAAAUAAUACAGGCUUCGAAGUCUGCUGCAGUGCACCGAACGCAACUGAGUGCAGCGACACCCGGGAUCACUGGGUGGCCGCGCCAAUCACACAUCACGACGCCAGUCACGUGACUGUAACCACCUCUGGCUGCACGACCAGCAAGGCGACAGGACUGCGAUACGAGUGGCGGACAAGUCCAUGUGACUACAAAAACUGUGCCGUGUAUGGUGCCGAGUCAGGCCUGCCCGCUCCUCCUUACAUAACUCACACCAUCCCUCUGUAACUCUCGCGAUGCUUAAAGUAUUGCUGACCAUGUCAACCUUUCUCCUCCACAGGGUAACUUUCCAUUUCUGAUUCUACUAUUAAUUGAUAAAGCAUAUAACCAUAAAAUAUAAUAAAUGUUGUCACUUAGGUUAAAUCCCUUUCCAAUCAUGAUGUAAGCACAUGUCUUUUGAAAAAAUAAAGACAGGCCAAAGAACUGACAUUUAACCAGUAACUGAUUAAUUAUAAAAUACAAUUGAAUGUUGUUUUCCAAUAAUGUUUUUCAUAUUAGUAUACAUUAAUAUACCAUGUUCAAAAAGCUGUCAAGAAACUAUAUAAAACACACACACACACAAAAGACUUGCAGCAUUGCAGAUUCUUUAUUUAGUCUCUUUCUUCACCACAGCCAUCACCCUCCCAACCCUAUAUACAAAUAUACAACUAUAUUCUCACUAACAUUCACAAACACAAAGAUUUAAGGACAAAAUGACUCAAGUUUUAUAUGCACAUGCACGCUACCAUGCACACACAGCAUUUAUUGUCACAAGUUUCCUUUAAAAAUAUGCUUCUGCAUAAUUUUAUAAACUCAGUCUCUCAUCCACCAAAACCAUCUUCCUAUAGGCCUAUGGUCCAUGUUUCAAAAGAACUCAUGGCCUCAUGAAAG
This is a messenger RNA of Pomacea canaliculata, 2233 nucleotides long. RefSeq names its product sialate O-acetylesterase-like. Bases 95 to 1591 code for a protein of 498 amino acids. Lineage: Eukaryota; Metazoa; Mollusca; Gastropoda; Architaenioglossa; Ampullariidae. Gene Ontology annotation, biological process: carbohydrate metabolic process. Gene Ontology annotation, molecular function: sialate O-acetylesterase activity. The record is from RefSeq and is a predicted model, not a curated record. The transcript has 9 exons.